UGCUUCUCUUCUUCUCAUCAGCAACUAAAACCUAAACCCCUACUACUGCCUCUUAUUUCCCUCUGUCUCUCUCCCCCCUCCCUCUCUGUUCCGUGGUUGGCUCGCUCCGGCGGCUUUUCUACGUUCAUUACUCGUGUGAAAGAUAUUUUGCAGGUGUGGUUGUCGUGCCUCUUAUCACUGUCAUGCAUAGUUUUUGCUUGUAUUGAAGAGGUCAACCGCCAACUGCCCUUGUUCAAUUCUUGCAGUUUCUCAAUAUGAUUGCGGCUGAAACCAAGACCAUUCAGCCCCAAGACCAUUCAUCCAUGGCAAUGACCAACCCAAAUCCACCUCCAAUAACCUCUAGGGUCAGCCCCAAGACCAUUCACAAAGCCGUGAACGCACUCCUGAAAUGGAGAAACUCCAAGUCAGAAACCCAAAAGCCCCAGCUCCUGGAACACGAGGAAUACCUCUACCUUAUACUCACCCUCAAGAAAAUCCCUUCCCAGUCUCGCAUGAACCCACACAAGAUCCCACUCCCACAUGCCCUCCACUCCCCCCACCUCUCGCAAGAGCUUUGCCUCAUUGUUGACGAUCGCCCCCACUCCAAUCUCAACAAAGCCUCAGCCAAAUCCAAGAUCGAAUCUGAGCAAAUACCCGUCUCCAAGGUCAUCAAGUUGUCCAAGCUCAAAUCGGACUAUCGCCCGUUUGAGGCAAAGAGGAAGUUGUGUGAUUCGUACGACAUGUUCUUUACGGACAAGCGGAUUGUGCCGCUCUUACCUGGGUUGUUGGGGAAGCACUUUUAUAAGAAGAAGAAGAUUCCGGUGCCAGUGGACUUGAAGCACAAGAAUUGGAAGGAGCAGAUUGAGAAGGCCUGCUCUUCAGCCCUGUUGUUCUUGAAGACGGGGACUUGUAGUGUGGUGAAGGUGGCAAGGGUGAGUAUGGAGGAGGAGGAGAUUGUGGAGAAUGUGGUGGCUGCGAUCAAUGGGAUUGCAGAGAUUGUGCCCCGGAAGUGGGGGGGUGUGAGGUCGUUGCAUCUGAAGCUGCUGGAGUCAUUGGCGUUGCCACUGUACCAGGCGGUGCCGGAUGUGAGGUUGAGGAUUGAGGGGGUGAAGGAAGAGGAGAAGGGAGAGGGUGAAGUGGUUGGUGAGGAUGAGGGGAAGAAAGGUGAGAAAGUGGGGAAGAAGGGUGAAAAAGUGGGGAAAAAGAGGGGGAGGAUUCAUGAAGUGAGGUACAUGGACGGAGUGUUGGAUGAGGAUGAAAUGGGCACCACCAAUGAGAUUGAAGGCGGGGAUGUUGGUGAAGGUGAGGAUAGUGAGAAUGGUGAAAUUGGUAGUAGUGGUGAAUUGGGGAGUAAGAAGAGGAAAAAGGGAGAUAAGGCUGAAGAAAGGAUUUCUAGGGAGUCAAAACACGUGAAGAAGCUGGGUAAGUUGAAGAAUAAAGAUGGUCUUACACAUAAGAGAGAUGGGUCAUUGGCUGCGAAGGGAAAGAAGGAAGAUGGUAUUAAGAAAAGGAAGGUCGAGUUGCCUGUUGAAGAUGGGGAGUCUGGUGGAAAGAAGGAGAAGAAGAGUGGGCUGUUGAAGUUGAAGAAUGGAGAAACAAAGGUGAAGGCUAAGAAAAGCAAGAAAGCAGUGGAAUAAUUCGAUUUAAAAGACCAAAGAAGUUGGAGAUGGUAUUUUGCCCUCUGGAAGAUUUUGUUUUGAGUAUCCAAUACGUAGUAUUUGGUCUCAUGUUCUUUUUCUUAGACUGAAAACUCUGCUACUUGACAUUAUUAACCACUUUCUUCUGUAAUUUGAUUACUUCGAAAAAUUUUGAGUGGUUGAUUUUAUAUUUAAGUUAUUUGUAUUUGCA
Corylus avellana is the source of this 1827-nucleotide messenger RNA. RefSeq lists its product as uncharacterized. Gene Ontology annotation, molecular function: RNA binding. The record is from RefSeq and is a predicted model, not a curated record. Lineage: Eukaryota; Viridiplantae; Streptophyta; Magnoliopsida; Fagales; Betulaceae.